Rhipicephalus sanguineus (brown dog tick) is the source of this 1515-nucleotide messenger RNA. Its product is annotated as acetylcholinesterase-like. Gene Ontology annotation, biological process: acetylcholine catabolic process; choline metabolic process. Bases 1 to 1515 code for a protein of 504 amino acids. The transcript has 3 exons. The record is from RefSeq and is a predicted model, not a curated record. Gene Ontology annotation, cellular component: plasma membrane. NCBI's taxonomy places the organism in Eukaryota, Metazoa, Arthropoda, Arachnida, Ixodida, Ixodidae. Gene Ontology annotation, molecular function: acetylcholinesterase activity.
AUGUCACCAAUCCGAGGGAGCAUACCCGCGCUUUCGGUUAUCUUCGUCGUGUUGUGGUCAGGCGUGCACCAGCAUGUGCUGGCGGAGUGCCCGCCGAGAGCUACGGUGGUUGUUAACACUUCGCUCGGAAAUAUACGCGGUCUCAGAAAAAGCGUUGACGAAGGAGAGCUCUACGUGUUCACUGGAAUACCUUUCGCUGAAGCGCCGAUUGGUAACCUGAGAUAUCGGAAGCCUCAACCAGCUCGCUCGUGGCAAGGAAAUACUCUCGACGCCACAGCACUGCCACCAUCAUGCACGCAAGUUAACGUGUUCGAAGCAAGGGGGUUACCCUGGGUUCCCUACGAUCGCCCAAAAAGUGAGGACUGUUUGUAUCUCAAUAUUUGGACGCCUGCAUUGGAAAAGUCUGCUCGGCUCCCUGUAAUGGCCUGGCUUCACGGAGGAGUGCUUCAGUACGGCUCGGCUGCAAUGCAUGUUGAUGAUGGCAGCCACCUGGCGAGUCGUGGUAACGUCGUGGUCGUCACUAUUGCGUACAGGUUGCAGUCUUUCGGAUUUCUCUACGACGGCACCGAUGACGCUCCCGGAAACCAGGGCCUUCACGACCAAGUGCUCGCACUCAAAUGGAUACAGAAAAACAUCCAGUAUUUCGGUGGGGACCCGCAUGAGGUCACGUUGUUCGGCUGGAGUGCGGGCGGUACAUCCAUUGCGUUUCACAUGACUUCGCCAGAUAGCAAAGAUCUCUUUAGGAGGGCCAUCAUUCAAAGUGGGGACAUCAACGACAGCGAAGUCAAGAGCCAGUCCGUUGUAUUCAAUUCUUCUCGGGAUUUCGCUGGAACGUUUGGAUGUAACAACGACAGUUUCGUGUCCUGUAUGCGACAGCUGAACGCAACUCUUAUUUCAGUCACUGAAGCAACAUUCGUCAACGCUGGAAAAGGCACAUUCAAACCAAUUUACGGUGACACUCUCUUGCCCGUCAAUCCACUUGAAGCGAGGUAUUCUGGUGACAAGGACGUUAUCAUCGGACACGUUGCUAACGAAGGAACACGAAUUACUUACAUCAGUUUCAGAGAUACAUUCUCCCAGUUUCUACCGCCGAGGCCCAUAACAAAGCCCGAAAUGAUUCACUACCUGGGUGUCCUGUACAGUACCCUGAAACUUCCACAGAUUUUUACCCUGAUUGAAACAUAUAUGAAAAACAUUAUGCCAUUUGAUUACGCAAAGUUGCGCCACGCACUGACCGACGCAGUGGGUGACUCGAAUAUCGACUGCCCUUCCUUGGACACUGCGUUGAAGCUGGCCGACAGCGCAGCUGCGGGUAACGCCGACAAGGGCGUCUAUUUCUACGUGAUAGAUCACCCUUCUAGGUGUAGCAAAAUCCAGCCGUGGUUUGGAACGACGCACGGUGAUGACAUAGCCCUCGUUUUUGGCAGGCCGCUGGAUGCUAAUGGUUGCACUGGCGAUAUCUCCUUCAGCAAGAGCCUGAUCAAAAUAUGGACCGACUUUGCAAAAGGAAGGUAA